Lolium rigidum is the source of this 858-nucleotide messenger RNA. Its product is annotated as BTB/POZ domain-containing protein At1g55760-like. The record is from RefSeq and is a predicted model, not a curated record. NCBI's taxonomy places the organism in Eukaryota, Viridiplantae, Streptophyta, Magnoliopsida, Poales, Poaceae. Gene Ontology annotation, molecular function: protein binding. The transcript has a single exon. The coding region runs from base 1 to 858 and encodes 285 amino acids.
AUGCAGACGACGUCAAAGGAGCAAGCUCAAUCUGGCGUUGCGUCCAUGCUGCGAGAAAGCGUCUUCACCGACAUCACCAUCAACGCGGCGGGAGGCAGCAUCAGGGCCCACCGCGCCGUCCUAGCCGCGAGGUCGCCUGUGUUCCUGAGCAUGUUCUCGCACGCUCUCCGGGAGAAGGAGCUCUCCACAGUGGACACCCCGGACAUGUCAAUCGCCGCGUGCCGGGCCUUCGUCAGGUACAUCUACGGCGCCUCUGUGUCGGAGGAGGAGCUGCUCGCCCACCGGAGCGAACUCGUCGCCGCUGGCGACAAGUACUGCAUCGCGAACCUGAAGGAGACGUGCGAGGAGAGCCUGGGAAAGGACGUGGGCACGGAGAACGUGCUCCAGAGGUUGCAGAUGGCGCACACCUACAGCCUAGCGGCGCUCAAACGGACCUGUCUGAGGCUCCUCGUGGAUUUCGGGAAGAUGUACGAGAUUCUGGAAGAUUUCAUGGAGUUCACCGACACUUCGGACCCGGAGCUGAUAGGUGAAAUCAAGCGAUUUGCAUUUUCUCGGGGAAGAAAGUUCCCGGCCACACGACGAGAGGGGAAGGCUUCGGCUAAAAUGGCCCGGCGCACAAGUGUUCGCAAGUCUACGCCUAGACAUGCUUCGGGCACCACUCAAGCUAAACGGACUGUCAAGCCCACACCUAACCAGGCUUCGGCGAGCAUUCCGGCUAAACGGCCUAGGGGGUCCAGUGUUCGGAAGUCCACGUCUGGGCAGGAUUCUGACGCACUUCCGGAUAAACGGGUUAAACGGGCCAACGUCCGGCUUGCAGGCGACAAGUGGGCACCGCCUGCUUCACGAGGUACACGAUGA